GUAUUCAUCAUCCACCUUAUAAUGGUGCCUUAUGGAAGUCAUGGAUCUGAGCCACUAGUCGAUGAACUGUUUAAUUAUAUUGAUACUCACCAGGAUGAAUUUGUUCAGGACCUAAAGGAUUGGAUUGCUAUCCCAAGUGAUUCCAGUGACCCUCUCCUACGCGGCGACCUCUCUAAGAUGGUGGAAAUCACAGCAGAAAGCCUUCAAGCUCUGGGAGCCACUGUGAAUUUAGUUGAUAUGGGUGAAGAAAAGCUAAAUGAUGGGCGGAGUAUACCCUUUCCAAAAGCAAUACUAGCUGAACUUGGGAAAAAUUCUUCUAAAGCAACUGUUUGUAUUUAUGGACACGUAGAUGUGCAGCCAGCCAAAAAGGAGGAUGGAUGGAAAACUGAUCCUUAUAAUAUGACAGAAAUUAAUGGAAAUCUUUAUGGUAGAGGAGCAACAGAUAAUAAAGGCCCUGUGCUAGCAUGGAUAAAUGCAGUGAAAACAUACAGAACUCUGGAUCAGGAAAUCCCAGUGAAUAUAAAGUUCAUUAUCGAAGGAGUAGAAGAAACAGGAUCUCCAGGACUAGAAGAUCUUAUCAAAGCAAAUGCCAGUUUUUUUGCUGAUGUUGACUAUAUUGUCAUAUCUGAUAACCUGUGGCUAAGCCGAAAACCUGCUUUGACAUAUGGAACUAGAGGCAGUGCCUACUUCUUUGUUGAGGUGGAAGGUGGUACAAAAGAUCUACAUUCGGGAACAUUUGGAGGAAUCAUCCAUGAAGCAAUGAGGGAUCUGGUAUACCUCUUAGCCAACCUUAUAGAUUCUUCUGGUCAUAUCCUCAUCCCUGGCAUCUGUGACGAUGUUGCGCCACUAACAGAAGAAGAAAGAAGGUUGUAUGAAAACAUAGAUUUUGACUUGGAGGAACAUAAAAACAAUGGUGGUGUGAAUACGUUUUUGUAUAGCACAAAGGAGGAAAUACUUCAGCAUCUGUGGCGAUAUCCCAGCCUGACUAUCCAUGGAAUUGAAGGAGCAUUCUCUGGCCCCGGCAGCAAAACAGUUAUACCAUCAAAGGUAAUAGGAAAAUUCUCCAUUCGCCAAGUUCCAGAUAUGAAGAGCGCAGUUGUGCAACAACAGGUUACAAAACAUCUAGAAGAUGUGUUUGCAAAGCUUAAGAGCCCAAAUAAACUAACAGUGUCAAUGCAAAUUGGAGCGUCACCAUGGGUGGCUGAUGUCAAUGAUCCUCAGUAUGAAGCAGCUAGGAAUGCUAUUACAAAAGUAUUUGGAGUGCCACCUGAUAUGAUCCGAGAUGGUUCAACUAUUCCACUGGCCAGAAUAUUCCAGGACUUGACCAAAAAGAGUGUUAUGAUGCUUCCUAUUGGUGGUGCAGAUGAUGGGGAGCACUCCCAACAUGAGAAGAUAAGCAGAUCUAAUUACAUUCAGGGGACAAAACUCUUUGCAAUCUUCUUCCUGGAAUUGUCUAAGGUGCAUGAAGAAUUAAUGGCAAAAAAACAACCCUAGUGUUGCUAAAGGAAUUUUAAAGACACAUUUCAAUGAACACAUUUCACAUGAUUUGUAUGGCUUUUUUUGCAGGCUUGAGACAAGGGUUCUCCGUUUGUAUGUAGUUUGAAAGUUAUUGCUUGGCAGGCAUCCUGCCAUUUUUUCAUAGCAAUUUUGCCACUAGAGGGACUGAACUAGAGGAUAUAAAUGAGAUGUUAUUUGUACUUCAGACACAUGAGUAAAGACAAUUAUGUAAAAAAAAAACCAUAUGUUUUACUGCAUAUCUACCGAAAACAAUAUAUUUGAAUGUAAUAUCUGUUAAUAAAUGUAGUAUAUUUAUCAUA
Xenopus tropicalis (tropical clawed frog) is the source of this 1817-nucleotide messenger RNA. It is a transcript of the gene cndp1, whose product is annotated as carnosine dipeptidase 1 (metallopeptidase M20 family). Lineage: Eukaryota; Metazoa; Chordata; Amphibia; Anura; Pipidae. The record is from RefSeq and is marked provisional. Gene Ontology annotation, molecular function: hydrolase activity; metallodipeptidase activity.